This is a messenger RNA of Blepharisma stoltei, 474 nucleotides long. The record is from the annotation of a GenBank genome assembly. Lineage: Eukaryota; Ciliophora; Heterotrichea; Heterotrichida; Blepharismidae.
AUGAUGUUAAAAAAAGAAAUCGCACCAAAGAUCAAAACGAGUAAAACCCCAUCGCCAAUAUCAAAAAUUGUCACAACUUCUCCAUCGCCACCACCUAUAGAAAAACUCAAGCCUAAAAAGCAGCCUUAUAAGAAAAAGAGAUCUAAAUCUUCAAUGGACUUCAGAAACAAAAACAAAAGCAAGCAUUCUUGAGCAGAAGAUCUGGUAAAAAUUGACAAAGAAGAGCUAAAAUUAAAGAGAACUAUAAAGCAGCUCAAUAAUAAAUGCAAAAUGAUAAUAGAAAAGACAAAACACCACACCCCUCCGCCACUUUCUAGUACAAUUAUUGAUAAAAAGCAGGAUUUACUUGACAAAUCUAUUUUAAAUAUUAGUCGAACUAUCAGAAAUCUUUCAAAUAAAUGCAAACUUAAAUUCGAUAAGCUCUCUCACAUCAUAAAGAGCCCAAAGCACAACAUCGUUCGGCUUCGAAAAUAA